GGAAAUGACAGGAAAUAACAGCAGUAGUGGUGUUUACAGUGUGAAUGAGAGUAGAGACGCGGUUCUGGAGCUUUUCUGCUGUAGCGGCGGGCUGUACUGAGACCUGCCGCCGCUGCAGCUCCGCGGUCGGGGCUCAUGGAGCCGCUGUGAGCCGGACUGGAGCGACAGACCUGCAGCUGCUGCCCAGAGGAAGCGCGGAGAGCCCGGGGCAGAUGAUCCACUGAUCUUAGUGCCAGUACCUCACCAUGUACUGCUGCCAGAGUUCUACUGAAAUGUCCACUUGUUCCAGCAGCAGCAUUACAGAGCUCCUAGGGGCACUGUGUGAUUGCAGCCUGUCUGGAGUAUCAUGGAAGCGCCACUCUAUGGGCAGCGUCUCGAGGGAGGCGUUCCGCCGCACCCUCCGUAAAAGAGCCUACGGGGCACUGCUGUCCAAACUCUUCCAGGAUGGCUCUUCCAAAUCCAGCCUGACAGCAAACGCUUUGGCCAGCACUCCCGCCUACAACAAGAUGCUGAUGAUCUCUUUCGACCUGCGUGUCUCUGGCCACACUGAGGAAGCGGAGAGGCUUGAGGGCCUCCUGGCGCAGCUCCGUGAAGUGGCCCUCUCGUCUGGCCUGUCCGAGGUGGACUCAGUCCUGGAGUUCCUGGUGCAGUUAGCCGGUUCAGUUCCUCCUCCAGCACUAUCCUUCAGCAGAGACUACAUGCGGCGGGACCGGCCGGUGCUCCGCAGACCACCGCUGGGGGGUUAUCUCAGUCAGGAGAUGCAGAAACUGGAGAGCAGGGCGUGGGCUCUGGUGUGUGAGGAGGAGUGGGGGGCAUUUGGGGGUAUGUGUAGGACCCUAAGCCUAAUGGAUGCUCUACCUGGAACCGGUCUUCCAGGCCUGGGCAGGAGAGUGGAGGUGGAGGAGAGAUUUGAGAGGGACACCAGGCUGUCCUUGUUUGGAGCCCUGCAGCACUUCAGAACAGCAGAUCUAGACAUCCGGCUGGACCUGCCACCGGUGCCCAGCAACGCAGAGGUCACUGGCCUCACUAUUCGGGUUCCUCCAUGUUUGGAUCAGUCAGAGGAUGAAGGCUUCCAGUCUUCCUCCAACCUGACUCCAGACUCUCAGUCCGAACCCAGCCCCAGACCUGAGAUAGAUGUUUGGGAGGCCCUGCGCACCUAUGUGCCCUCCAGACGCCGUUGCUGGGAAAAUGUGGGCUGCCCCCCAGGUCAGAAGGAGCCUCCGUAUCUGACUGAGGCGGGCCGGGAAGCGUUUGAUCAGCUGUACAGGCUGUGGGAGGGGGAAAUAAGGAAUAUGCUUUCCUCUGAGACUCCUUCUCCUCUGCUCCCUCUGCCUCUGGACUGCCAGACUCAGCUAGUUAAAGACCUGCUUAAUGUGCUGAUCGGGGUGGCCUCUGCUACUUUCCCCCUCAAUGAGACGAGUGUGCAGUUUGAUGUCCGUCCAGAUGUGUGUGUGUCUGGAACGUCCCCGGAGAGUGUGUCGCGUCUGUUAGGGGAGCUGGCGCAGUAUGGCACACAUUACCUUCGUCUGAGCCGUUUCUCUCUGGGCACUGCAGAUAAGAAGGGGCUGGUGUUUCAGGCCUUUACAGGUGGUCUGAGACGCUAUCUGCACUACUACAGAGCUUGUGUACUCAGCACACCUGACUCACUCAGUCUGCUUACCAUCGGCUUUCAUUUCCGCAAACUGGGACGCCAGCUCAGGUACCUGUCGGAGCUGUGUUGCGUGGAUGGAGCUGCAGGUGCGAGUCAGUCUGCCUUCCCCGUGGGCGUGAAGCUUCUCUCCUACCUGUAUAAUGAAGCACAGAGCAACUGCAGUAAUGAGAAUUAUCCUGUGCUGCUGUCUCUGCUGAAGAGCAGCUGUGAGCCCUACACACGGUUUGUGUCAGACUGGGUGUAUAGCGGAGUCUUCAGGGAUGUGUAUAAAGAGUUCAUGAUCCAGGUGAAUGAGGACUACCUCAGCUACAGGGAUAAACAUUUCUGGGUACAGGGCUACACUCUGAUCUCGCGGGAUGCCGAGGACUGCGUGCCUGUUUUCCUCCGACACAUCGCUAAUGAUGUUUACGUCUGCGGAAAGACCAUCAACCUGCUCAAGAUCUGCUGCCCCCAGCACUACAUCUUCUGGUCAGAGUUGCCUGUGCCGCGGAUCGCUGUAACGUUCUCUCUGCGGGAGGUGGAGGAGAUUGAGAGAGACUGUGCUGUGUACCGAGCUCGCAUGGAGACCAUUGCCAAACACAGCGCUGUUAGCAGAGAGGAGCAGGCAUUUCGUACUGAGUUGGCACGCCAAGAGCUCAUCAAUCAGGUCAGAGAGUCCGCAGCCAAGACGCUGGAGAGCAUCCGAGGUCGCCAGGUGUCACAGCGUUUGGCUGAGGAGGUGAAAAAAAGAGAACGCUUUGAGGAGUUGAGGCAGCAGCUGGAGCUCGACCAAGAGUGGCGCAGUGCUGCCAACAGAAAGGAGCAGGAGGAUGACUUCAGCUUUGCUCGUGAGCUUCGAGACAGAGAACAGAGGCUGCAGGCUCUCGAGGAGCAACUGGAGCGCAGGGCACGGAUGGACUUGAUAGCACAGUACAGUCGUCUGUCUGAAGAGGCUGCUAAGAGAGAGAGGAGGGCUAUGUGGAAGGUUCAGAGGAUGAGGCUGGAUGAAGCCAGAGUCAACUUUUUACAGCAAGACCAACAGGCUGUACAGGAUUUACUUGAAAAGUAUCCUUUAGGGCAGGACUGUCCGGCACCGGAACCUGUUUGUAGAAAGGCGCCACAUCAGCAUGAGCAGGAACUCCAUCCAUCUGAACCCCAAGUGAAAAGCCUUAAUGAAGCACAGGAGCUUAAUAUCAGCUCAGAGUCAACCCCACCUCCUCCCUGCCCCUCGUCCUCACUCCCUGCACCUGCCUCCUCCUCCUCCACCACCACGGCUACUACUGAUGCGCUGAUCUCUGACGAGAUAGACAUUGCUGACUUCCUUCCGAAGCCUCCACGUGUCCCGAACAGUAAGGCCAUUACACAGGCCCUGCAGGACAUCGGCUCUGACCUCCCACAACCCACAGUUAACCCUGCUCCCCUGCUGCAGGAUUCAGACUAUGACUUCUCCUCCCCCUACAGCCCCCUUGAGUACAUUAAUCCCUGCCCUCGUCCUGCCCAUCCCGCCCUGUCCCAUAUUGGGUUUGGAGGACGUGUGUCUGAAGGCCAAAAUUCUACGCCAUCAGGAGAGCCCAGGGCAAGGGAACGUGGCUGCCUCUCACAGGGCUCACUGCAGCUGGAGAACAGCGGGGCCUCAGGGCACAGAAACCACGGCGUCCUGUCACAAAGCAGCCUGACUGAAGCAAAGCCAGCGGGAGUGGCACAACAGCUAAACGUGGCCGCCAACCAGAGUCAGGAGACAGAUGGACGGCCCAAGGAAAGGAACUUGGACGGAGAAGGGAGGGAGCCUUCGGCAUGUAGCGCACAUUCAGAGCCAAAACAAGCAACAGAUGACACAGCAGAGGAGGCCAAUGUGAGCGAGCAGCUUGCUCAGCCCACUCACAUGACAGCUGAGGAAGCUCCAACUGAGUGUCCUCUUGUCGAUGUCGGCAACCGAGACUCCAGCGCCCAAAGCAAAGAUAAGAACAGCGUCUCGGAGGGAACUAGUGUUCCUCCUACCGCUUCUGGUUUAGGCCACGCCUUUGAUGCCCAUAUAAGGAUUGGUGAACUUGUGUCUGAGGUAAUUGCACCUACCCCCGCCCCUAAUAUACACGGACACGCCUCUGAUGCCCAUAUUAGAAUUGGUGAACUUGUUUCUGAGGUUACAGCUCCUCCCCUUUUACCUAGCCAUUACGGACACGCCUCUGACGCCCAUAUUAGGAUUGGUGAACUUGUUUCUGAGGUUACAGCUCCUCCCCUUUUACCUAGCAUUCACGGACAUGUCUCUGACGCCCAUAUUAGGAUUGGUGAGCUUGUUUCAGAGGUAAUGGCACCAAUCCCUUCCCCUAAUGUACAUGGCCAUGCCUCUGAUGCCCAUAUUAGGAUCGGUGAGCUUGUUUCUGAGGUAAUUGCACCCACCCCCUCCCCUAAUGUACAUGGCCACGCCUCUGACUCCCAUUUUAAAGUCGGUGAGUUUGUCUCAGACGUCACCUCCUCUCGCCCUCGUUGGAACCCUCAUGGUCACUCCUCAGACUGCACUCUGAAAGUGGGCUGUGUGAUGCCGGACACUGCACCCACCCGUUCCCCGUUACCGGGCAGUGCUUACGGUCACUCCUCAGAAUCUAGUCUGGGUAUAGGGUGUGUUGUUGCAGGUACUGAGCAGCCCAGCCCCAGUCUGCUGGCUAAUGUCCACGGUCACAGCUCAGACUCCACGCUAAAAGUCGGUUGUGUUGUGUCUGGUUCCGACCCCCUGCCGUCCCCCCUUCCCGGGAGUUCUUACGGACACUCUUCAGACUCUGCACUGGGGGUAGGAUGUGUAGUUAAAGGAGAAGAACCACCUAAACAUCCUCCUCUCCCAGGAAGUGCUCACGGACAUUCCUCUGACUCUGCACUGGGCAUGGGCUGUGUGGUUCGCGGGGUCAUGCCUGGAAGCUCAUAUGGCGAGCUCUUUCUGAGAGGGUUAGACCUGCCCACAGGGGAGGGCACAGAGAUACAAGGCUCAACAGCCGGACCCCCCACUCAGCUGCUCUCUCUGGACGAGGGUCUUGCUGCCUGGGCUCAGGGGCUGGGUCUGUCUCCUGGCGAGAGUCCUGAAGAUGACUACCUCCUCAAUCUGGCCUCUCAGUACCAGGCUGAACAGUAUGAGGAUUCUUACAGUCUAAUGAUGGCAGCUCCUGAUGCACAGCUCCUGCAGCAAGUAACACGUGGUCCAAAUGGUCUGCCAGUGGACGCCUCCUUGAACGGCGCCACAGACUCUACAACCGUUCAGCUCAGCGAGAUGAUGCCUCUCCCUGUUCUCAUGAAACACUCUGUCACAACCCCACUCAUUACACACUUGUCUAUGGUGAAUAAGGCAGUGGUGGAUUACUUCUUUGUGGAGCUGCGAGUGGAGAAGCACUUUGAGGCUUUGAGGCACUUCUUGCUGAUGGAGGACGGCGAGUUUGCGCUCUCGCUCACUGACCGGCUCUUUGAAAAACUGGGCAGCGGUCAGACCCCCGGUGAGCUGUUGACUCCUCUGGUGUUGAACUCCAUUCUGAACAAGGCCAUGCAGUACAGUCUCCAUGGCGACAGCGAGCUGGCCGCUAACUUCACGUUUGCGCUGCGCUACCUGCCCGAGGUUUUCCACCCGCACGCCCCCGACUCACUCAACUGCCUGGAGCUCCGCUACAAGGUGGACUGGCCAUUAAAUAUAAUAAUAACGGAUAGUUGUAUGAAUAAGUACAACCGGCUCUUCUCCUUCCUGCUGCAGCUCAAACACAUGGUGUGGUCUCUCAGUGAUGUCUGGUUUCAUCUCAAACGGACAGCUCUGGUGAAGGGAGCGGGCCGGUCGGUGCAGUUUCGUCAGCUGCAGCUUUACAGGCACGAGAUGCAGCACUUUGUGAAAGUGAUUCAGGGCUACAUCGCUAACCAGAUCCUGCAGGUGUCCUGGAGUGAGUUCACUCAGAAACUCAGCAGCGCCUGCGACCUCGACACCAUCCACCGUACCCACGCCGAGUACCUCAACAGGGCCAUCUUCAGAGCUCUGCUGACUGAAAAAGCUGCUCCAGUGAUGAACAUCAUCCACAGCAUCUUCAGUCUCAUCCUGAAGUUCCGUGGGCAGCUGAUUGCACAGUCCUGGGAGAGCCAGCAGGGGGAGACAGUUCACCCCAGCUUCAUCGCCAUGCAGCAGUCUUACAACACCUUCAAAUACUACUCUCGCUUCCUGUUCAAAGUGGUCUCCAAGCUGGUGGAUAAAGGAUACCAGCCACAUUUAGAAGACUUUCUUCUGCGCAUCAACUUUAACAAUUACUACAAAGACUCGUGACAGGUUCUGUCUGUCUGUCUGCAUGUCGGUCUGUCUGUGUGAAGUGCUCAUGAACUUGGCUUUUUUUUCUUUAGCUGCUUUGGCCCCAUGUUGCCAUCGGUAAGUUGAGUGUGUAAAUAUGAUGUGCUUUUAUGCAGUUCAUGGUGUUGCUCUUGGAAAUGUUGCAGCUAUUUUUUUUUCACCAGGUUGUGUGUGUUUAGUGUGAGAGCUACAAAAGUAACAAAGUUAAUGGUCACAUAACGUCUGGACAGUCUUAUAUCUGUGGUCUUCAGCCCUUCUCCUGAAGAGCUACGUUCCUGCAGAUUUCUGCUCCAAAACAGGGGGUUUUUGCCUGUUUUUUGCCUCACAUCCGCACAGAAAUAAUAACAGAAAAUGUGAUUUUAAUAAACACUUUUAGUAUUGUUGUGUGGACAGGGAACACUGAGCUUAAAGGAGAAAUUCAGUGUGAAAUGAACUUUAGUGUAAUGUAUAUUGAAACAUGAUGGAGUAUAAACUUUUAUUAAGUAGUCCACCUACCUUCACCCUCAGCAUUCCAAAAUACAGCACUUUUAGAUGAUGCUCCCAACAGGCUUACAAUGCUAGAGAUGGGGGCAUAGAGACUGACGAGCACAAACAAAUAGGUAAGAUAGGGGAAUAAACUGCAAAAGGAAUUAUUACAGCUGUUGCUGUAAAUAUUAAUGUAUAAUAUUCAUGCAUUUCCACAGAAUUAGAUUUGCAAUCUGUUCCUCUAUCCUACAUAUUAAUUCAUGCUCGUCAUUCCAUUUAUCAUAAGUUCAUUUCAAGAUGGCAAUGCCCCGAGAAUUACCUGGAGGUAUCGUGUGUAUAAACAGUGUUUUAAUAAACUAUCUGUGCAUUUCCAAAGCUCUAAGUUCCUCGUUUUAAAUGUCAGGCCCCUCAGAAUUCUACCAAUGAAAUGUGGAGCUACUUUGAGCUCAUGAAUAGUGUAGAAAUAUACAUUUAUUUGCAUGGGCAACUCUAUUCCACUAUCUCUAGCAUUGUAAGCCUGUUGGGAACAUCAGCUUAAAGUGCUGGAUUUAGGAAUGCUGGGGUAGAGGAAGUGAGUUAUUCCACAAAAAAGUUUGUACUUAUCUUGUUUCACUACAACCCAAGUCCAUUUCACACUGGAUUUCUCCUUUAAUUAAAACCUUGACAUCACUACAUGUGCGUGUUACUGGCUGACUCUCAAAUACAGUAUUUUUGUCUGUGUGGGGACUGGAUUAUCUAAAACAAAUCCAGAUAUGUGUGGACACGGCCUAACACUCCCUAUUCUGAUAAUUACAGCAGUAAUUAGUGAUUGGAUCCGAUGAGAUGGAUGAGGGUUGGAUCCAAAAUCUGCAGGAAGGGUUCUCUUCUGGAGUAGAGUUGAAGAAAAUGAAGAUUCAGGUAUUCUAAACAAGCUUGGGUUCCUUCUUAAGCUGCUCUGAUACAGUGUUUUUUAUUUAAGCUGUUUGUAGAGACAACUAUUUAUUUCUGAGCAGUAUCUUAAACCUUAGUUGUGAAAUCAACAUUAUGAUCUGUCCACAUGCACUCUGGCCUGUUUUGUUACUGUGUUGUUUUAUGUAAAUGUAAAUAAAAAUCUGAUUCCUCA
Molecule: messenger RNA, 7500 nt
Organism: Astyanax mexicanus (Mexican tetra)
Lineage: Eukaryota; Metazoa; Chordata; Actinopteri; Characiformes; Acestrorhamphidae
Gene: tubgcp6
Product: tubulin, gamma complex associated protein 6
Exons: 25
Coding region: 246-5912 (1888 amino acids)
Biological process (GO): meiotic cell cycle; spindle assembly; microtubule nucleation
Cellular component (GO): gamma-tubulin complex; spindle pole; equatorial microtubule organizing center
Molecular function (GO): gamma-tubulin binding; microtubule minus-end binding
Source: RefSeq, a predicted model, not a curated record